Molecule: messenger RNA, 5352 nt
Organism: Octopus sinensis (East Asian common octopus)
Lineage: Eukaryota; Metazoa; Mollusca; Cephalopoda; Octopoda; Octopodidae
Product: nuclear cap-binding protein subunit 3-like
Exons: 15
Coding region: 176-1864 (562 amino acids)
Cellular component (GO): cytosol; nucleus
Molecular function (GO): mRNA binding; RNA 7-methylguanosine cap binding
Source: RefSeq, a predicted model, not a curated record
AAUCUUCGGACCUUGUUUAUUUGAAUUCGUCAAUAUUGUGGUAGAUACAAACUUCGGAGUUACAGAGAUUGUCUUGUUCAUUAAGUUCGAUACAUGAUUGAUAUAUUUCACCGCUGACCACUACGAAUCGGGAAUUUCGCCGAACCGGAACCGUCGCUCGUUCCGUGCUCCAACUAUGGCGGAGAGUGGUAAACAGAAAUUGCCAAAUCUGAAGAUUUGCAUCGACAACGACGAAGGCAGCGACAACGAAGAGAUUAUAUUCACCGACAAGGAUGACUACUCGUUCAUCGACGAACCUUAUUCGCACAGGGUCGAGUUCAGUGUCCGCCUCAGUGAAAAUAACGAAGCAAAGAAAUUCGAGAGAAAGAAGUAUGAAAAUAAAGAUGGGAAUUUUGUAACAGGCAUCGACAUCACAAAAAAGGAAGAAGAAGAGAAAAGAGAAGAGCGAGCUCGUCGUUUUGGUCUGGAAGGCAACAACUACCAUGUUAGUUUGGUCGCUCUCUACACUAGCCUUGGCAUCCGAGAAGAAGACCUACACAAGGACGAACGAGGCAUUCGUCUCGAGACGGUCCAUGUCCGUGGUGUGCAAGACAUGAGUACCAAAGAUGUCUUUCAUUAUUUUCAAGAGUUUGCUCCCUCGACCGUCGAAUGGAUUGAAGACAAUUCCUGCAAUGUUGUUUGGUCCGAUGCCAUGACAGCUGCGAGAGCCCUGAACAAAUUAAGCCAAAGCCGUGAUGUCGUUAGUUCUUUGACCAACACAAACGAGGAUUCUGCUGCCAAAAGUCCAACUGCUGAUGAAGAGAAUCAGCUGAAGUCUGACCCACAAUUUGAGCAGAAAGAAACCAGUGAAACCAGUGAGAAAGAAAGCAACGUUACCAAAAUGAACGUGGACGAGGACAGCAAUAUGUCGGCUAUUUCUUCAGUGUCUCACAGUGAAAGUACUUGCGGAAACGACAGCGACAGGCAGACGGAAACCGAAAGGAGAGAAAGUGGUAGCAAAGACAGUGAGGAUGCGGAAACACGAGAGACAACACCUCAACCGAUUGAUGCGAAGAGUGAAGGGGAACUGUCCAGCUCUGAAGACAAUGUCGAAUUGGAGAAAAACUACAGAAGGAAGUUGUCAUCACGUUUGCUAGAAAAUGUGUCAGCAGCACCUGAUCCAUGGAACAGUGGAGAUGACAUUCCUUGGCCACCUGGGAAAUGGCGUCUUGGGAUUCCAGCCAGUAAAACCGGCCAACAUAUAUUUAUGAGAUAUGCCACAAAAGCAGUUGUUGUUGCAGCUGACCGAAAAUUGCCGGGAGCUGAGAAAAGGAGUCAGUAUUAUGUAAGACACGGCAACCCCAACUAUGGAGGUAUGAAAGGCCUCAUUAGCAAAUCCCGCAAACGGCGAAUCCGCUCAGUGAAGGACGAGAUUUCCAGUGAAAACAUAAAAGACAAUCUGGAUACUCUAACGACAUCUGAUCAAGUGGAAGUGUCAGAUUGGUCGAGCAGACACCUUGAUGAUGACUUAGAAUCUUCUGAACAGGCAGCAGCAACAGCAACAGCAGCAGCAGCAGCGACAGAAGCGGCGGCGGCAACAGCAGCAGCACCACCACCAGCAAAACAUCGCAUGAUGAGGAUGUAUGCAGAUGAUGUUGAAGCCGAGUUAAAAGCGAAAAGGUCUGGUCAUUCUAGAGUGUCACAUAGGAUUGGAGGUGGCUCGUUAUCGCACAGGAUUGGCAGUGGUGGUCAUGGCAUACAGCCCUGGGCAGGUAGUUUGUCAGGCAGCAGUAAACCAGUGAAAGAUGCUCGACAGCUUUUAUCCAGAUGCGACAAUGUUGGCAUGAAAAUGAAACUUUUCAGCAUUUACAAGAAAUCUUUCUGAAGAGUUUUGUCAGGUUAACGAGUUGUCCAACACAGGUGUGAAUGGAAUGAAGUAUUUAGUGGUCACAACAUUAUAUCUGUGGUUCCCUCUGUUUCUUCACUAUUAAGGACUCCUUUUAUUGAAAUGAAGUUACCCUACAGACCCCAGGUCAGGUAGGUAGACCCUUUCGCUGUCUACCCAAUCGAUUUUUAUUAACAAGCAACAAACUUCUUUUCUUGUAUUCAUCUCUCAAUUAAAAGAUGCAACAGAAUAAUAAUUGUAACUAAUAUCUUUUGCACUGCAACCCACAGACCUUCCAUUUCUACAGUGGUGGUCCCUGUGCUGGGAACUGCUACUCUACAUGGAUGAGCUGAAAUACUGUUGGAGUCAGCUGUCUGUCCCCCACCCCUUUCUCUUGACUAACUUAGAAAACAAAAGUUCUAUCUUUCAUUUCUCUGGUGUUGGUAGACUCUGGACCAGUCAUACAUGGCAGUUGAUUCACUUGACCAUGUCCAUCUCACACGGUCAUUAUGGAACUUGUAUGUCUGACCAUUGUCUUUGUUUUGGUGCAUCCUGCUACAACUUAGCAAUAUUAAUUUCACAGUUUCCCAUUUUGGUCCCCUGAUUCGACUCAGCUCUUGUCUUUCACUGGGUUCUUACCGUACUUCUUUUAAAAUACUCGGCCUUUUUAUUUUAGUCAAUAUUGAAAAUAAUGAAGAACUUCGAUAACUUAGUCAUUAUUAAUUUUGGUAUUUGGAACAUGACUUAACAAGUUUGGACCCAGAGCCAGGGAUGGUCAUGGGUGGAUUGUAUAAUUAUUGCCUUUAGAGACUUUUAAUACUGGAACUAUCAAUGGUUUUCUCCACAAAGCAGUAAUUAACAUUCAUCGUUUCUUGAAUUUUAAUCAGAUUAAUUUCAUUUUGUUUUCAUUUAGAUUUAUAUGAAUUAAAACAUAUUUUGUUAGAAAUAUUUGAGAUGUUAUGGGAUCUCUUAGCACCACUGUGUUGAUGCUCUGCUAUGUAUAUAUGUGGGUGUGUGUAGGGACAAAAAAAAAUGCCAGGUUUGGUGCCCAGGUGCACAUUUAGGCUAUGAAGUUGGGUUGGACUCUUGGCCAUGGCAAGCGCAAAUAAUUCAGGAGGUUGAGAAACUCUUCAUAAAAAAGCCCGAUGCCUGUUGAUUGGAUCUGUAGAAAACAUUUGCAUCAACUUUCUUCUAUAAACAUUUUAAAAAAGUGUGGCUCUCCUUCACCACUGAAAAUAAAUCCUUUGUGUGGGUUGUCUGUAAUAUUGGUUGUUAGGCCUUCGUGCAUUGAAGCCAGCGGCAGAAUCCACAACAUAUACAAAGUUUCUGUGAAAAGAUAGGUAAAAGUUUUAUUUGUGGGGUUUGAUUUGAGGAAGAUUUGGCUGCUAUUUCUAGCAAAUCAAGGUUUUGUUGCUGACAUUGUUGUGAUAACCCUUAAAUCAUAGUUUCAUUUAAAACCGUCUGUUUUGUUAUUACAUAAUGCCAUAACAGACACAACAUUGGAGACGUUCCUUAAUCGGACAACACUUAAUAAAUUUUUUAAAAAAAUUGGUCUUCACAUUUUUAUGGCUUGGGGUUAAGAAGCUUGCAUCGUAGCCACAUGGUUCUGGGUUCAGUCCCACUGCCUGGCACCUUGGGGUAGUGUCUCCCACUAUAACCAUGGACCAACUAAAGCCUUGUGAGUGGAAUUGGUAGAUGGAAACUGAAAAGAAGCCCAUUGUAUAAAUAUACUGGUGUGUUUAUGUCCUCCCAUAACUUAGCAGUUCAGUAAAAGAGACCAAUUGAAUAUGUGCCAGAUUUUAAAAAAGAAAAGUACUGGAGUUGACUUGUUUGACUAAAAACUGUUCAAAGCAGUGCUCCAGCAUGGGCACAGUCCUAUGACUGAAACAUGUCAAAGAUAAUGUUAGAUUGUUGUAGAAGUGAACUGAUUAUUGUGGAAGAUGAGUUGAGAAUUGCCGUUUCCUAGGAAACCAUAUUUUCUGUUGCUGUUGUCAAUAAUAACGAAACAAAUUUUUGGAGAUCAAAAAAAUCAACCAAUAAAUCAGUUCAUUGAUACAGAGCUCUGGUCACAAAAUUUCGUUAAUACCCCCCCCCACCACCACCACCACCACUAUUAGGAUACUAAAUGAUUUUUAAAAGCAAUUUUGUAUGGAUUUUUGUUUGACCUUGUCCUUUAUUUCAAUAAUGAGAAGAGCAUCUCGGUUGUGACAUAUAAUAAUAAUAAUAAUAAUAAUGCCUGCCUCAUGUAAUGUUGCUGAGUAGGUUCAACAGGUAUUAAUUGUUAAAGGAAGCUGAUGACUGGACAACACAAGGCACCAGGUGAAGAGGGAUCCAAACUCAGUGGAUAAAUGAAACGGACAUUCCAUCUGAUUCUCUCUCUUCAAACCAGAAUAGGAAACUGGCCACUGGUUAUAAUAAACUAAAUGAAAUCAAAUAUUAAAAAAAGGGCAAGGGACAGGAUUAACAAAAUUAUUUGGUGCACUUUUUACUUCAUUUCUUUUUAAAGCUCUGAAGCAAAAGAACAAUAUUUGGUUUGCUAAAUAUGUGUGUGUGUGUAUAAUUGAUAUGUAUAUACAUAUACAACACACACACAUUGUCUGUGAAAAGACAGAUGACAGUUUUAUUUAUUUUUACCCCUCAUCAAGUAUUUUAUUUUGAGAGAAAUUGUUUAACCCAAAGGGAUCCAUAAUUGGGUGUCAUUUUGGUGCCAAACUGGCAGAAUUGGGAGUUCGACAAAAUGUUUAGCAGGAUUUUUUCCAGGUUCUUCUUUGCAUUCUAACAAGGUCACCCUUGCCUUUUGUCCUUUUCAGGUCAAUAAAAUAAGGUACCAGUUGAAUACUGGGGUCGAUCUAAUCGACUUCCCCCUAAAAUUGUUGGCCUUGUACCAAAAUUUGAAACUAUUAUUGCUGUUAUAUUUAAAUUAACUGAAACAAACUAACCUGAUGUGUAGCCCCCCCCCCCACUGGCUGCAGCUUUACCCCUGCAAACAACCCCAUCCAUUUGAAUAUUUCUUCCUGGAAGUUCUACAAUGGCAAACUUUAGUGACAUCCGUUUAUUGCAAACUCCUCUUGGUGCAGCAAUUAGUGGUUCCAUUCAACUGGACAAUACACCUGUGGUCAGUUAAGGAGAAAGUUAUUUAAAGAUGAAUCUCUCUAAAAGCUAUGUUUCUGACACCUUGGUGACUGAAAUAACUAUUUGCUUCUGAAAGGUAGACAGAAUCCUUUUCAUUUCUGAUGUAGAUUUUAUAUGCAGACAGUAGAGUGUGUUGCUGGGUGAAGAAGAGACAAUGUUUGUCAGCGGGUGGAAGGAGAAGGUUCUUUUUUUUCUGGAUAUCAUAAAACAAGACAAAAAUAAUUUAAAAAAGAAAAUACGAACAUUGAACUUUUUGUUUUUUUAUGAAAAAAAAAUAUCAAAAAAAUUUUUGUAUUUUAAAUAAAUUUUUAUCUGUUGAUUGACUUUUCUGAAGAAAUAAACCAAAUUUUUUCUAA